Molecule: messenger RNA, 1587 nt
Organism: Aspergillus melleus
Lineage: Eukaryota; Fungi; Ascomycota; Eurotiomycetes; Eurotiales; Aspergillaceae
Product: RNA polymerase-associated protein
Exons: 3
Coding region: 1-1587 (528 amino acids)
Cellular component (GO): Cdc73/Paf1 complex
Molecular function (GO): DNA binding; RNA polymerase II C-terminal domain phosphoserine binding
Source: RefSeq, a predicted model, not a curated record
AUGUCUGAGUCCGACUCAGGUUCUGACUCUGAAGGAUCCGAUCACGGCGCUGAAGAUGACGGCCCUAUUUUCGCAUACGACAAGCUUUACCACUCGUCCAAAGACAAAGAGGAGAUCAUGGCCAUGCCGGAAAUCCAGCGCGAGCAGAUUCUCUCGGAAAGAGCGCAGCAGGUCGACCGCCACAACCAAGACCUUGCUCUCCGCCGACUCCUUGCCUCCCGCGAACGCGAAGAAGCCCGCCAGGCGAAGAAGAACAAGCGCAAGGCCAGUGCCGCCAACCUGGAGGAUGGCAAUCGCAAGAGCUCCCGUCAAAAGACAACCCUUGGUGGUCGUAAGGUGGGCGAGACUUCCGAUGCCAUCCAAGCCUACAAGCGACAGCGUGAGCAGAAGGGUAAGCGCGAUGAGCUUCGUCGUCGCGAACCCGCAGUCAAAGACCAAAAGGCUCGUUCGAGGGACGAGCAGAUCUCGGAUGACGAUGCGGAAGGCGAGAGCGAAGUCGAAUGGGCCGAUCGCGAUCGGUCCCCGUCGCCUCCCAAAGACGAUCCACCUGCCGAUCUUCGUGACCUGAACCGGGCUCGCGUGGGUCGCACCAACUUUGCUCAGGUUUGCUUCUACCCUGGCUUUGACGACGCUAUCUCGGGCUGCUUUGUCCGUGUCAACAUCGGGCCGAAUCGCGAUACCGGUCUCAACGAGUACCGGCUCUGUGCGAUCAAGAGGUUCAACGAAGGUCGCCCCUAUGCCAUGGAGGGCACGAACGGUCGGACUUUCAUCACCAACCAGUAUGCCGUCGUGUCACACGGUAAAUCUGAGCGCGAGUUUCCGUUCAUCGCUUGCUCUGAUUCUACGAUUACCGAGGCGGAGUUCAAUCGAUACCGUCAAACCCUAGUCGUUGAAGACUCCAAAAUGCCGACGAAGUCGAUGCUUGACGACAAGGUGGCUGCCAUCAACCGUCUGCUGAAUCACAAGUUUACCCCUGAGGAAUUGAACGAGAAAUUGCGCAAGCAGGGUUCCCUGGACCGCAAGAGCCAAACUUUCAAGCGCUUGGAGAACGAGAGACUCCUCAAUCUUGCUAAAGCCGCUGGAGACGACGCCGAAGUUGAGCGUCUCCAGGCAGAGCGUGCCGGUUUCGCCACUCCCAAACUUGCGUUCACGAACAACAAUGCCAAACCUCAGGUCAAGCAGCAGUCGGAGCACGAGCGUCUGCUGGAACUGAACCUGCGUAACCAGAAGCUCAAUUAUGAGAAUGUCCGUCGUGCGCAACUCGAGGAGCGCAAGGCCAGUCGCAUAGCGGCGGCGGCAGUGGCUCGUGGAGAGGCUACCGCCAAUCCUUUCUUGCGUGUCCGUACCCAGGCCAGAACUCACUACGAUGUGAGCAACGGCAGCCCAGCUUCUGGCGAUGCCAGCAGAGACGUCACCCCGGCCACUGGCUCCGAGGCAGCCUCGAAAUCCAACACUCCGAGCAAGCCUGCUACUCCGUCUAGCUCACAAAAGAAGUCCACUCCGGGUGGCAUUGCGAAGAUUCGCCAUCGGAACAUGGACGACGAGAACAUUGCUGCCCUGGAUCUAGAUAUAGAUGUUGAGAUCUAG